This is a messenger RNA of Anopheles cruzii, 2455 nucleotides long. RefSeq names its product kelch-like protein 18 (gene KLHL18). Bases 94 to 1929 code for a protein of 611 amino acids. Lineage: Eukaryota; Metazoa; Arthropoda; Insecta; Diptera; Culicidae. The transcript is spliced from 4 exons. The record is from RefSeq and is a predicted model, not a curated record. Gene Ontology annotation, molecular function: protein binding.
UUCAAUAACAUCCUGUCGCCGAGGCAAUAAUAUCUCCCAGGCGUGCGAGUUCUCUGUAAGUAAGCCCAAGUGUAAGGCUUUCGAUGUGAAAAUAUGUCCUCAUCCCCGAGUCGCCUUGAGGAUGGGGAUGGGGGCACGGGGCAGCGGAGCGACAGCAUCCGGAAACCCCCGGGCGGUCAGAGCAAACCGAUCGAACUAUCGGCUGCUGAACUAUCAGAAACCGAAGAUAGUUCCCACAUGUUUUUUCGCCAAGAAGGGUUGUACGCGAACAGCUUCCCGAAGAUGAAAGAAAUUCGCCGUAUGGGCAAGAUGUGCGACGUUACGCUGAAGGUGGACUCACAUUCCUUCUCGGCACAUCGGAUCGUGCUAGCGGCCACCAUUCCCUACUUUUACGCCAUGUUCACCCACAACAUGGCCGAGAGUAGAAUCAAAGAGAUCACGAUGAAGGAAAUCGAACCACUGGCACUUGAAAGUUUAAUCAACUUCGCCUACAGUGGACUAGUCAAAAUCGAUACCCAGAACGUGCAGAGUCUGAUGGUAGGUGCCUCGUUCCUGCAGCUCAACGAGGUGCGCGACGCGUGCGCCAAGUUUCUCAAGCGGAUGUUUCACCCCCACAACGUGCUAGGAAUUAGGCAGUUUGCCGACACGCUCAGCUGCUCGAAGCUGAUCGUCUCGGCGGACCGUUACAUCCACCAGCACUUCUCGAAGGUGGCCAACGGGGAGGAAUUUCUUGCGCUCAGCUGCAACGAGGUGAUCGACGUGAUUGGACGGGAUGAGCUGAACGUGAAGAGCGAAGAGUGUAUCUUUGAGGCAUCGAUGCGCUGGGUCAAACACGCCCAGGACAAGCGCUCCGUUCACCUGCCGCUGAUACUGAGCAACAUCCGGCUGCCACUGCUGUCACCCCAGUUUCUGGCGGACAAUGUCGCGACGGAGGAACUGAUUAAAACUUCUCACAAAUGUCGCGAUCUGCUGGACGAGGCACGCGACUUUCACCUGAUGCCCGAACGGCGUGCCCUCGUGGCCACAUCACGAACCAGGCCCCGUUGCUUCGAUUUCGUAGUGGGCCUCAUUUUCGCCGUCGGUGGGUUGACGAAGAACGGUGAAUCGGUGAGCACGGUCGAGAUCUACAACCCGACGACGAAGGAGUGGAGUAUGGGCGAGGCGAUGACCAUGCUUCGAUCGCGCGUUGGCGUGGCCGUUACGAACGGGAAGCUGUAUGCGUUCGGUGGCUUCAAUGGGACCGAACGGCUGUCGACGGUGGAGAUCUACGAUCCGCGGCAACACAAGUGGUCCCAGGGCACGGCCAUGCACUGUAAGCGCAGCGCAGUCGGAGUGGCCGCCCUCGAGGAUUAUGUGUACGUGUGCGGAGGGUACGAUGGGGUAACCAGCCUCAGCACCGUCGAGCGGUACUGCCCGAAAACGGACAAUUGGAGUACGGUGGCGCCGAUGAUGAAGUACCGAUCGGCCGGCGGUGUGGCAUCGCUCGGAGGCUACGUGUAUGCGCUCGGUGGCCACGACGGACUGUCCAUUUUCGACACCGUCGAACGAUACGAUCCGUUCAGCGAUACCUGGACCAAAGUGCGGUCCAUGAUGAACCGUCGCUGCCGGCUCGGGGUGGCAACACUUGGCAACAAACUGUACGCUUGUGGCGGCUACGACGGGAACUCGUUCCUUCGGUCGGUCGAAGUGUACGAUCCGGUCAAGGAUAGCUGGUCACUGAUCGCGCCGAUGAACGUAAAACGUUCACGGGUCGCACUGGCCGCCAACAUGGGCAAACUGUGGGCCAUCGGUGGUUACGAUGGUGAGUCGAACCUUUCGACGGUCGAAGUUUACGACCCGAAAAACAACUCCUGGACCUUCGUCGCCCCGAUGAAGCACCACGGAGGAGGUGUCGGUUGCGGCGUCAUUCCGACCCCGUUUCAAGAUUGAAUGGUUACGCUUUCCUAUCCUUGCUAAUCUCUCUGCUGGCGAACGUUAUUUUUGCUCCUACUAAAAAAGCAAUCCCCCAGCCUUAUUGCUAGGCACAUGGUAAGAUUUCAUCACACAACACCGCAACAUCCAGACCCCGGCAAUGAACGAUCUGCUCUCCGAAUAUGUCUCCAUCGUAGCUUUCUAUGUGAUUAAAACAUACAAAUGAAUAUUGUGAAUAUCUGUAGGGUACGAGAAUUCUGUGUUUAACCUUCGAGCAACCAAAUUAUGAUAAACAAGUAGCAAAAGAAUAGCUUUGACGCGGAUGUGGCGAGUUCGUGCUUUAAGCAAUUUGUGUAUGAUCGUAUGAAACCUACAGUAAAGCAUUGUUACUCUAGUUCGAUAAAGCUGUGAUGCUUUGUCUUCUUGAUUCGUAAUGAUUAACAAAAGUUCUGAUUAGCGUGGUGCACCUCAUUUUAAACAGCGCAUGAUUAGAAUAUCUUGAAAACAGAAUAAAAAUAUAGACGUUACUGUGUACUUGUGUAAU